Molecule: messenger RNA, 2067 nt
Organism: Cyphellophora attinorum
Lineage: Eukaryota; Fungi; Ascomycota; Eurotiomycetes; Chaetothyriales; Cyphellophoraceae
Exons: 1
Coding region: 1-2067 (688 amino acids)
Source: RefSeq, a predicted model, not a curated record
AUGGCGACCAAAGCUCUACCUUACCCAAGGCCAGUGUCACCAUUGAACAUCGAAGACAUACCUCUCUGUGCUGGCACAUACAUCUACGCCGAGCCAAAGAGCGACGACACCGAGGCAGAAGCGGCCUUAAGAGCAUCUAAGCGCAGGCGGAGGAUCAGAGACAAUGCGGAAGCAGUCCUACGCGGAGAAUCGAUCUUCAUCCUGUCGGCAGGAAUCAAGGGGCCUUUCAGAACUCCAUGGAGCAAUCCUUGGAGAGAGACUCAAAAGACAGUAGAGAAAGAGAUACCUGAGACGGCUCACCAUACACGAAUCGUGGGCAGGACACCACCAACCGUCUCAGGAUCCAAGGAUGUUAGAAGUCGACAUGCCGAUUACGUUGAUCUGACUGUCGACGACAUCGAGUUCACGCAGCCGCCGAUCGUUACUCAUAAGUCUCCCAAGGAUGUGUUCAAGAAGACUACAGCACCCAGGGUGGUGGCACCUAACGAGGGCACAUUCACAACUGCUGAGCGUGUGGAAGACUGGUUGCGGACUAAUGAUGCUUUCGGGGGAUCCAGUGGGAGUGUCCGUGCCAUGGACAUCCGGAGCUCCCCAACACCUGCGACUCGCCCCUCUAGAGAAGCAGCACCUGAUCUGGAGCCGAAGCGGCCAGUUUCUGCCGACGGUCAAAAUAUGAACACAGAGAUAGGUAACUGGGCACGGCUACAGAACCCCGUCGCCGAAGCAGAAAUCGAGCAGAAUUCGUCACAGCAGACACACGAAAGUCAGGACCGGGCAGAAGCAGCAAUCUUGGAGAACAAGAGGCGAUCUGUGCAUAGACUUCCACCCUCCACCAACCUACCUGCAUUUGAGUACCGCCGCGGACGUCGGCCGAACAAAGCACCCGACGCUGAGGGUGUGCAAGAGGAGGCGAAUCAGGUCACAGAUGCCGUUGUCUUGGACAAGGACUACCAAAGCAAGAGCGGACCGAACGCCAAAGCUGCUAUUCCGCAACCAGAGACGGUGAAGUCGCAAGUGCCUGAUUUGUCACGUGAAACAUCAAAGGCCACGACACGGCGCGAACUGCCUGCUGGACAGGUGACCUCCGAGAUCGUGCUUGGUAUAUCCAACGCCCAAAGUACAGGCGAAUUGUUACAGCCUGUCCAACCUCCAACUCAAACCAGCCUCAGAGACGGAGUUUUGGAAGGCGGCAAGAGCGGUGCAGAGCUUCAGAAGGAGCACCCUCCCAGAGAGGAAGCCGCGAGCACUGCUCAAGAUCCAGCUGAUGACGAAAUGGACACUACCGAUGCUUUGAUCGACCGCCUGAAUGCCGGUCUAGCGGACAAUCGCACGCCAGCGCGCAAUCUAGACACCCAGGCUCUACUGGGCGACAUUGCGCCAUUUCCGAUCAGCACGAUCAAGAAGAUCGGAAUGACAUCCGACAAACGUUCAACACCUGUCACGGCAACGAGAGCCCGGACCUCAGCCACCACCAAGAGGACCAAGAAGAAAGCAUCCUUUGCCGCAGACCCGCUGUCCGACGAAAGCCAAACAUCAAUCAAGAAUGGUUUCCAGGUUCGCAAGUCUGCCAUUAUCGAUUCAAGUUUGUACUAUCCCAAAUCAAAAGACGCAGUCCUGCCUCAGGAUGACGACGAUGACGACGAGCCUGACAGCCUCGACCCUCCAAGCAUAGAUCAGACUCAUCGACCUGCUCCUGCUCCUGCUCCUGCUCCUGCCACGGACGCAUUCACUGUCCAGAAACCCUUCAAGCAACCCAAAUCUAUUCUCAAACAGGCACUCAAGCACCCCUCGAGCAUGCCCUCGUCAGCGCCUCCAGGGACGACGCUCACCGCAACAGCUGUCACAAACACCUACGGCUCCACAUCCAAUGGCUCAACGAACAGGCCAAAUGCGCAGCCCAGGCCGACUGCUAUUGAGAAUGGCACGUCUGCGGGCCUCGAGUCGGAUGGUGUGAUGCCGGAUAUGGAUAUGGAAGGUUUCGAUAUGGAUGCCACGAUAGAUGACAUUGGGACGUGGCUGGGGAGUUGGGAUGUCGAGAGGGAGGCGGCGAAGAUUGCUAAUAGGUGA